CCGCACGACGCUCUCCGCCCUCUCUCUGGAAAGCGGGGGGGGGGGGGGCUCGGCAAGGACAGGCGGGGCUCAGCUGCUCUCGGCCCCCCCUCUCCCUCGGAGAAGAUAGCUCCUCCCGCAAAGCUCGGAGGGAGGCGAGCGCCGUGAGGGGGCAACACCAUUUCUUUCCCGGGAGGGGGGAGACGAGCGAAGGGGAAAAGAAGUCAGCGCGCGGGGGUGACGAGGGUGGCUCUAACGGCUCUCCCCACGAAGCGGAAGGGCUUUCCAUGAGGGCUCGCGGCCCACAGGGGGGCAGAUGACUGACAGCUCCGUGGUGCGGGUGGCCGGGGAGUGCCCGCCCCCUCUAUGCGCGCGCGCCCUCUCUCUCUCCCGGAUUGGCGGUUGCGGGGGUCCCCCCUCGCCGGCGUGCGAAGAAGAAAAAGCGCGGGCUUGGGCGCCUCUCCCCUCCCCCUUUUCAUUUCCCUCUCGUCUCCGCGCGCCUCACAACUGCCUCCUCUCCGUGUUUCCCUCCUUCGGCCUCGCUUUUACCCGCCCUGCGCGUCAUGCCUGCUUCUGAAGCGGACGCCGCCGCCGCCGCCUCGUCCCCCAGCAAGAGGAGGUUCGCGGCCUCCCGGCCCGAGGAGCCCAGCCAGAGCCUCCGCUUCGCCAAGCUCUCCGCCCACGCGGUGGCUCCUUCCCGGGGCUCCUCCCGGGCUGCGGGCUACGACUUACACAGUGCCUAUGACUGUGAGAUCCCCUCUUUGGGAAAGGCUGUAGUGAAAACGGAUAUUCAGAUUGCACUUCCUGCUGGAUGCUAUGGUCGAGUAGCUCCAAGAUCUGGAUUAGCUGCAAACCAUUUCAUAGAUGUUGGUGCUGGGGUUAUUGAUGAGGAUUACAGAGGAAAUGUUGGUGUUGUACUUUUUAACUUUGGAAAGGAACCUUUUAAAGUUAAAAGGGGGGACAGAAUUGCCCAGCUGAUCUGUGAGCGCAUCUACUAUCCUGAACUUGAAGAAGUCCAGGCUUUGGAUGAUACAGAACGUGGCUCAGGAGGCUUUGGAUCUACUGGCCAUAACUGAGGAGAACUGUUACAUAAGUACAUGGCCAUAUUUUAUUGUCUUUUGUAUAAAGCAUUUUUAAAUAAAUAAACCUUUUUUGCAA
Messenger RNA from Hemicordylus capensis (graceful crag lizard), 1137 nucleotides. RefSeq names its product deoxyuridine triphosphatase (gene DUT). The record is from RefSeq and is a predicted model, not a curated record. The transcript has 6 exons. Gene Ontology annotation, biological process: dUTP catabolic process; dUMP biosynthetic process. Gene Ontology annotation, molecular function: magnesium ion binding; dUTP diphosphatase activity. Bases 543 to 1055 code for a protein of 170 amino acids. NCBI's taxonomy places the organism in Eukaryota, Metazoa, Chordata, Lepidosauria, Squamata, Cordylidae.